Molecule: messenger RNA, 234 nt
Organism: Adineta steineri
Lineage: Eukaryota; Metazoa; Rotifera; Eurotatoria; Adinetida; Adinetidae
Source: the annotation of a GenBank genome assembly
AUGAAAACGUGGUUGGUGUUACAAAUACUUUGUGGAAUAUUUCUUGGUAUUGGAAUUGCCUAUAAUGCAACCUUGAAGUCCCAAAUUAAUACGGAUACAACAACUCAAUACUAUAGAAAACUUAUGGUUCAAGAUACUAGUACGCUCAUCGAACUGAAUAUGUUCUUAACAGCUAUAUCUAAAGAUGGUGAUUUACAUCAUCACUAUUCAAGCUCGAUCUCUGCUAAAACUUAA